Molecule: messenger RNA, 1395 nt
Organism: Macrobrachium nipponense
Lineage: Eukaryota; Metazoa; Arthropoda; Malacostraca; Decapoda; Palaemonidae
Exons: 4
Coding region: 1-1395 (464 amino acids)
Source: RefSeq, a predicted model, not a curated record
AUGUUUACUGCUUGCUCCCAGACAAUAACACACAUUCUUCCGCCUCCUCCUCCUCCCCCUCCUCCUCCUACUUCUUUACCUACUUCCCCACCUCUUCUUCCUCCUACUCCUUUACCUACUUCUUCACCUCUUCCUGUUUCUUACUCUACCUCCUCAGUUCCUCCUCCUUUACCUCCUCCUGCUUCUUACUCUACCUCCUCUAGUUCCUUCUCCUCCUCCUCCUCUACCUCUUCCUGCUUCUUAUUGUACCUCCUCCAGUUCCUCCUCCUCCUGCUCCUGUUUCUUACUCUACCUCCUCCAGUUCCUCCUCCUCUACCUCCUCCUGCUUCUUAUUCUACCUCCUCCUCCUCCUCUACCUCCUGUUUCUUACUCUACCUCCUCCAGUUCCUCCUCCUCUAUCUCCUCCUGCUUCUUAUUCUACCUCCUCUAGUUGCCCCUCCUCCUCCUCUACCUCCUCCUCCUCUACCUCCUCCUGCUUCUUAUUCUACCUCCUCUAGUUCCCCCUCCUCCUCCUCUACCUCCUCCUGCUUCUUACUCUACCUCUUUCACAGCAGAAGCAGAAGCAGCAGAAGCAGAAGUAGCAGCAGUAACAGCAGUAGGAGCAGAAGUAUCAGAAGCAGAAGCAGCAGAAGCAGAAGCAGCAGCAGCAACAGCACAGCAGAAGCAGAAAUAGCAGAAGCAGAAGCAGCAGCAGCAGCAGCAGCAGUAGAAGUAGCAGCAGCAGCUGAAGAAGCAGAAGCAACAGAAGCAGCAGCAGCAGCAGCAGCAGCAGUAGAAGUAGCAGCAGCAGCUGAAGAAGCAGAAGCAACAGAAGCAGCAGCAGCAGCAGCAGAAGCAGAAGCAAUAGCAGCAGCUGAAGAAGCAGCAGCAGUAGCAGCAGCAGCAGCAGCAGCAGCAGAAAAGAAGCAGCCAGCAGUAGCAAGCAGCAAGCAGCAGCAGCAGCAGCAGCAAGAAGUACAAGAAAGCAGCAGCCGAGCAAAAGCAGAAGCAACAGGAAGCAAUGGCAGCAGCAGAAGCAGAAGCACAGAAGCAAGCAGAAGAGUAAGCAGAACAGCAGAAGCAGAAGAAGCAGCAGCAGCAGUAAGAAGUGCAGCCCGCAAGCUGGAAGCAAGCAGAGCAGCAGCAGCAGUAAAGCAGCAAGCAGCAGCUAAGAAGGCAGCAGCAAGCCAGCAGGAAGAAGCAGCAGCAGUAGCAGCAGCAAGUAAGCAGCAGCACAGAAGUAACAGAAGCAGCAGCAGCAGCAGCAGAAGCAGAAGCAACAGAAGCAGCAGCAGCAGAAGCAGAAGCAACAGAAGCAGCAGAAGCAGCAGAAGCAGAAGAAGCAGAAGCAGAAACAGCAGCAGCAGAAGUAGAAGCAACAUAAGCAGCAGCAGCAGAAGCAAUAGCAGCAGCUGA